AUGGCCUCCGGUGAGUGUUCCCGGCGGGGAUACCAGGGACUGAGGUCCCGGCAUGGUCGGGGUGGGGGAGCGAAGAGCUUGUCCUGGGUGUGCUGCGCCGAGUUUCGGAGGCUUAACGAGGCGAAGGGUGGGUGUAACCCAUAUAUAGAGAUCAUUGAACAACCCAGGCAAAGGGGCAUGCGAUUUAGGUACAAAUGUGAAGGGCGAUCAGCAGGCAGCAUUCCAGGGGAGCACAGCACAGAUAACAACCGAACAUACCCAUCCAUCCAGCACUUGGGAAAUAUAUUCCGUGCUUUAAUAGCUCUGCCACUAUGUUUUCAAAAUUUGGGUAUUCGAUGUGUAAAGAAAAAAGAAGUAAAAGAAGCUAUUAUUUCACGAAUAAGGGCAGGAAUCAAUCCUUUCAAUGUCCCUGAACAACAGCUGCUUGACAUUGAAGAUUGUGACCUCAAUGUGGUGAGACUAUGCUUUCAAGUUUUUCUCCCUGAUGAACAUGGUAAUUUGACAACUGCUCUGACUCCUGUUGUCUCAAACCCAAUUUAUGACAACCGUGCUCCUAAUACUGCAGAAUUAAGGAUUUGUCGUGUAAACAAGAACUGUGGAAGUGUCAGAGGAGGAGAUGAAAUAUUUCUGCUCUGUGACAAGGUUCAGAAAGAUGACAUAGAAGUUCGUUUUGUGUUGAACGAUUGGGAAGCAAAAGGUAUCUUUUCACAAGCUGAUGUACACCGUCAGGUGGCCAUUGUUUUCAAGACUCCGCCAUAUUGCAAAGCUAUAAUGGAACCGGUAACCGUGAAAAUGCAGCUGAGGAGACCUUCUGACCAGGAAGUUAGUGAAUCUAUGGAUUUUAGAUAUUUGCCAGAUGAAAAAGAUACGUAUGGCAAUAAAGCAAAGAAACAAAAAACAACUCUCCUUUUCCAGAAGCUAUGGCAGGAUUGUGCAGUUAAUUUUCCCGAAAGACCAAGACCUGGAUCAACUCCAGAAGGACGAUUCAUCAAAAAAGAACCAAACAUAUUUUCUCAUGGUGCAGUUGCAACAGAAACAUCCAGGCCCUCAAGUCAACCAGAAUCCUACUAUUCCCCCUCUGUGUCCAUCUCAAGGGCAUUACCGCAUCAUGGCUCAGCUAUAUCCUCCAUGAAUCCACCUUCGUCAAGCUGGUCAUCAUCAAUGGUUCACCCCAACUCACACUCGGUCAAUACAAAUCCACCAAAUAGUUUUUCAACAGGAACGCUUUCCUCUAAUUCACAGGGUAUCCCACCAUUUCUGGGAAUUCCUGUUGCAAAUGAUUUAAAUGCUUCUAAUGCUUGCAUUUAUAACAGUGCUAAUGACAUAGGCAGGAUGGAAUCAUCCAUGUCACCAGCUGACUUAUAUGGUAUCUCUGAUGCCAGCAUGCUAUCUAAUUGCCCUGUGGAUAUAACAUCCUGUCAUGAGAGCAUAAGGGAGACUGAUAAUCCAAGACUUGUGAGCAUGAGUCUCGACAGCCCCUCCUGUAAUUCAGUUUUGGACCCAAGAGACUUCCAUCAGAUGUCCUCUUCCAGUAUGUCGGCAGGUACCAGUUCCAGUACUACUGCUUUCGUUUCGCAAUCAGAUGCAUUUGAGGGAUCAAACUUCAGUUGUGCAGACAACAGCAUGAUAAGUGAGUCAGGACCACCAAACAGUACUAAUACAAGCAGUCAUAGCUUUGUUCAAAGUAGUCAGUAUUCAGGUCUCAGCACCAUGCAAAAUGAGCCAUUGGGUGACUCUUUUCCAUAUGAAUUUUUUCAAGUAUAA
Molecule: messenger RNA, 1764 nt
Organism: Orycteropus afer afer
Lineage: Eukaryota; Metazoa; Chordata; Mammalia; Tubulidentata; Orycteropodidae
Source: RefSeq, a predicted model, not a curated record